AUGGGGGAGAUCAGCCUGCAGGAGCUGGCAGACCUGGCCAUCGGCAUGCCCGAGGUGGGCGCCGUCAACUUCAACGCGCUGCACAGCCUGCUGCACGCCAUCCUGCAGCACCUCAACCUCAGCGACGUCAAGACCGAGGUGCACGAGGAGGGCCUGGCGCCGCUGCCCGCGCCGCCCCCGGACAGGAUCCCGCUCCGCGAGAAGGAGAAACUGCCCUUGGACAAGCUGGAGAAGAAGGUGGUCGCAGUGGAGAGCCAGCUCCAGGGCAUGGGCCGGCAGCUCCAGGAGCUGGAGAAGCAGAUGGCCACCCUGGAAAACUUGCCCUCGGGGGCAGAGCUGCUAGAAAGGACCAAGAGCGGCUCGCAGGCCCCCUCCGUGGUGGCCGACAUGUGGCAGAUGAUGCAGAUGAAGAAGAAGAUUGAAGCCAAUGAGAGCGGCGUCUCCAAGGCCAUGGCCCUCUUCCAGGACCUCCUCAGCGAGGUGAGCGGCGUCAAGGCCACCCAGCUGCACGUGGAGGAGGACGUGCGGAGGAUCCAGGAGCUGCUGGGCUCGGCUGAUGCUGUGAGCCCUGAGGCUUCCCCCAGUGCCCAGGGCGCCCUGGCAGCCUCCCUGGCAGCCCAGCGCGGAGCAGAGUCCCCUGCAGCAGCCCAGCACCCUGUGUGCUCGUCAGGCAUGGAUGCCACCGCCGUGUCCUCUUUGGGGGAGAGGGACACGGCCCGCGUGGCGCUGGAUGAGGCUCUGCAGCAGCUCGGGCAGCUCAGCAGCCUCUGCGCAGCCCUGCAGGAGCAGGUGGCCCAGCUGGCGCUGGCCAAGUGCGACCGCGCGGAGCUCGAGGAGCUGCGGCUGCGCCUGCUGGAGGCAGAGCAGAAGAGUGGCCGCAGCGACCUGGACGAGCUCCUGCGCCGCGUGGCCUCUCUGCAGAGCGUGGCCAGCGAGCUGCAAGGCGAAAAGGCAAAGAUCAAGCAUCUGCAGAACGUGGUUGAAAGGAUGGCGGGAGCAGGCGCCGAGCAGAAAGCAGAGGGCACCAGCCAGAUACAACUGCAAUUGGGAUGUCUCAGGGCCAUGGUGCAAGAGAUAGAGAAAGAGCUGAAGGAGCUGAGAGAGAAGCAGGAUGGAGCCAAAGCCCAUCUGGAGCAGUCAGUGACCGAUGUGGCCGACAACCUGCAGGAGCAGCUGGACAAGCUGAGGUGCGUCAUGGAGAACAUGAUGGCCUCGUCUUCAGCCUUGCUGUCCAUGAGCGUGCCGGCCAGCCCGGAGCUGAGGCAGGCUGCGGUGCAAGCCACGUGCCCGGCUUGCAGCCUGGACGUCAGCGAGCAGGUCAGGCAGCUUUUCCAGCGCUACGAGCAGCUCCAGCGCCUGGUUAACUCCUUUGUGGAGCGGCAGGCGGAGAUCAAGGCGGCGAGGCAGAUACCGUCGAGGAGCCAGCAGGACGAGGAGGUUCUGAGGCACGUGCAGGCCACCAUCCUGCAGGUGCAGGAGGACUGCGAGAAGCUCAACUCCAUCACAGGGGAUCUCGUGGACGACCAUCGCCAGAAACAGAAAGAUAUCGAGGCUCUGUUCCUGUCUCUGGAGAAACUGGAAAAGGAGAAAGCAGACAAGGAGGACCUGGUGACAGAAUUGGAUGUGAAAGCAGACAGGGCAGCACUGGCUGCCAAGGUCAACYGCUUGCAGUUUGAUGCCACCAUGGAGCACGUGAACAAAAUGGUCCAGGACAUGCUGAACAGGAUCACAGGGCAGGAGCAGGAUUGGCACCACAUCCAACAAAAGCUUGUUGAAGAGAUGAACUCCAAGCUGGACCGUGUGGAGCUGACGCCGUUCCGCCAGCGGCUCGAGGAGCACUGGAAGAGCCUCCUGAAGCAGCUCCAGGAGAAAGCACCAUGCAUGGAGGCAGACGACGCAGCCGGCAUUCGGAAGCAGCUGCUGGCUCAUUUCCACUGCGUGUCCUGCGACCGCUCCCUCAACAUGCUGGUGCCCAGCCCGCACGUCCUGGCCAUUCCGUCCAUGCCRGCGCUGCCCUCGCGCCACUCCGGGCGCCCACACGCUGUCUUCGAGCUGGARCAGAUACGGCAGCACGGCCGCAGGUAG
Nothoprocta perdicaria is the source of this 2085-nucleotide messenger RNA. RefSeq names its product glutamine rich 2 (gene QRICH2). The coding region runs from base 1 to 2085 and encodes 694 amino acids. The transcript has 13 exons. The record is from RefSeq and is a predicted model, not a curated record. Lineage: Eukaryota; Metazoa; Chordata; Aves; Tinamiformes; Tinamidae.